AUGGCCAUCACCAAGUACCUCGUCUCGGCCCUGGCCGUUGCCGGUCUGGCUUUUGCCAAAGACUGCUCGGGAGACCUCACCAUUGAGAACCAGCAGGAUGUCUCUACACUGAGCAGCUGCGAUAAGUGGGAAGGAGACAUCACCAUCAGCGAGGUUGUCAAGUCUUCCAUCGUGCUCAAUGGUGUCAAGCAGAUUACCGGCUCUCUCAUGGCCAAGAACUCUAGCAUCACUGAGCUUUCUGCUCCCACCCUGAACAGCGUUGGUGACUCCCUCAGCCUCAGCACCUGCACGGCCCUGAGAUCCCUUGAUAUGGGUUCUUUGACCAAGGUCAAGACCCUCAAGUUGGAAGCUCUGCCAAAGCUCCAGGCCCUCGGAUUCACCCGUACUGUUUCCCAGGCUACCUCUAUCCUCAUCACCAACACCGAUCUCACCUCCCUCCAAGGUCUCGACCUUGAGACUGUCACCGACUUUAUGGUCACCAACAAUCCUCACUUGAUGGAAAUCAACGUCAACAAAAUGACCAACAUUACUGGCUACCUGAACUUCGCUGCCAACCACAAGCAUCUUUCCGUCAAAUUCCCCAACCUCGCGGGUGCUCACAACAUGACAUUCCGCAACGUCAGUGAUGCCUCGUUGCCCUCCCUUCACAAGAUGGAUGGUCUCCUCGGCUUCUACUCCAACUUCUUCAUGAACAUCAGUGCUCCCAACCUCACUCUCACCGGUGACCUUGUCUUCACUAGUAACUCCGCGGUCAUGAACAUCUCCAUGCCAAAACUCGAGACCGUCAAGGGUGGCUUGCAGCUCGCCAACAACUCUGCCCUCGAGGACAUUGAAGGUUUUCCCUCCCUCAAGCUCAUCACUGGUGCCCUCGACAUUACCGGAAAGUUCAAGACGGUCAAAUUGCCUGCUCUCAAGGAAGUCCGUGGCGAUGCCAACCUCCAGAGUACCGAGUCUUUCGGCUGCGAGCCAUGGCAGAAACUCAAGGACUCCGAUGUCAUCCGCGGCAAGCUCACCUGUCGCGAGAGACAAGAGAAGCCCAAGACCGGUGACGACCACACUGGUGGUGACGAUGAGGGCCACAAGGGUGCUGCUGUUGCUUUCGCCAAGGCUCCUGCUGCCGCUCUCCUCAUCGCUUUCGUCGGUGCUCUCCAAUUCUUCUUGUAA
This is a messenger RNA of Trichophyton rubrum CBS 118892, 1164 nucleotides long. RefSeq lists its product as uncharacterized. Gene Ontology annotation, biological process: fungal-type cell wall organization. Bases 1 to 1164 code for a protein of 387 amino acids. The record is from RefSeq and is a predicted model, not a curated record. Lineage: Eukaryota; Fungi; Ascomycota; Eurotiomycetes; Onygenales; Arthrodermataceae. The transcript has 3 exons. Gene Ontology annotation, cellular component: plasma membrane; fungal-type cell wall.